CCUUGGUAACGAAGUAGCGGCGCUGCUCGCAAAUCGCUCGCAAUGGUCGCUCGGAUACGUUGAAUGUACGACAUUCUCUGCAUAAAGCCUUUGUGGGCCAUUUGGGUAUUUGGACCUUGGCCCUUUGACAGCAAUUUGAUUAGACGUGCUUCCUUCCAGCGGGCGUAGAAUUCGAGCAGAAUGUCAGAAAUGGCAAGAUGCCCCUCUUGUGGCGAAGUUGCGCCUGUCGCUGACGCCGGUGAUGGGGUGUCCAAGGUGUGUACGUCGUGCGGCGCCGUCCUUGAGUCGUGUGACUUCCAGUCCACGGGUGGCGACGACGGCGCCUCCUACGUGCCUCCGACGGAGACCACCAAGCUGGCCCUGUGCCCCGGCGGACUACGCCUGGUCCGGACCCGCCCCCUGCGUGGGCACCGGCUGGAGUGCGACCGGUGGCUGCAGCACGCGGCCGGACGCUUUGCCAUGAGCGCGUCCAUGACGCAGAGGGCCAGGGAUCUCUACCAGGACUUGGCAGGCAGAGCUGCAUUGACGGGUCACGUGUCGCUGGCGGCGGCCUGCUGCUACAAGGUGCUGCGGGAGGAAGGACGUGCCGUGUCCCUGCACUGCCUCGCCUCGGAGGCGCAGUGCACGGGGAGCCAACUGCGCUGCGCCCUCCGACUCCUCAGCCAGGGCACGGGGGAGCGCUCCGAGGGGCCGUCCUUGCGCGAUCUGGUACCCGAGGCCGCCCAGAUGUUGCGGCCGGAGGAGCGCGAGGCCGUGGUGUCUCGGGCCCGGGCCCUGCUGGUGCCCCUGGCCCGCUGCUGGUUCCUGGAGGGGCGCACCCCCCGCUGCCUGCUGCCCGCCCUCGUGUUCGUCGCCUGGCGCUCCCUGGACCCCCUGCACGCCCAGGUCCCCUACGCCGAGUUCUGCCGGCAGCGCUCGAUUGGGGCCAACGCUGGGACCUGCCGCAUCAUCACCGCCCUCAACAAGGUGCUGGUGCGCCUGGCCUCCCAGAUCCCCUGGGCGUGCGGCACCCGUCUGACGGCCAACAAGGCCGCCUCUUACGUGCCGGACAUCCUCCGCUACUCCGCCUCCCUCACGCUGGAUGCCAGCGUCCCCGCAGACGCCGCCGGCCAGGGCCCCACCGUGGCGGUGUUCCAGACUUUCCGCGGCGACCUCAAGCGACCGCAGGAGCAGCAAUCCCGCAGCCCGGAAGGCCCCCUCUGCGAGGACUUCUCGGACUCGGAAAUCGAGGCGUACAUCCGCGGAGAAGAUGAGGUGGCCGCGAGGCGGAACUUUCUGCGGGCGCGUGGAGUUGAGCCGCCCUGAGCCUUAUUUGCCGACCAGUAAAAUUUGUGUACCUUGUU
Molecule: messenger RNA, 1343 nt
Organism: Ixodes scapularis (black-legged tick)
Lineage: Eukaryota; Metazoa; Arthropoda; Arachnida; Ixodida; Ixodidae
Product: transcription factor IIIB 50 kDa subunit
Exons: 5
Coding region: 181-1305 (374 amino acids)
Source: RefSeq, a predicted model, not a curated record